AAACCAAGUGAAUGAACCAUAAACAAUCACAAAAUAUCUAUAACAAGCGCCAAAGAUCCACAAUUAACAUAUAUUAUACUAGCCAUGGCUUCUUUCAUCAAGUCUUUUGUGUGUCUGACCUCCCAAGCUGCUCUGCUGCUAUUGCUGGUUGCACUGAUGGUGCAAACUCAGAGUGGUGCCCAAAGGCGGAGUUGCUCCUCCGAGCUUUCGAACCUAAAUGUAUGUGCACCAUUUGUGGUGCCUGGAAACAAUGGCAACCCAAGCUCUGAAUGCUGUGGUGCACUGCAAUCAGUUGAACAUGACUGUCUCUGCAGCACUCUCCGGAUUGCUUCCCAACUUCCCUCCCGCUGCAAUAUCCCUUCUGCCUCUUGUGAUACAGACUGAUGCAUCAUCAACUGUGAUGUGGUACUGCUCGCCAAAUAACGCUGAAGUUGUGUCAUUUUGUUUGCUAGUUUACUUUUCAUUUUCUUUUUCUUUUUCCUUUUGAGUCGGAUGCUCUCUAAUCAGCGUGCAAUGAGAGCUUAAAGUUACAGACCAAUAAUAAGGAUAUGUAAUUGUCCUUGAUGAGGAAUAUAGUAUGAGCAGUUUCUAAUGAUA
This is a messenger RNA of Ziziphus jujuba (common jujube), 597 nucleotides long. RefSeq names its product protein MEN-8. NCBI's taxonomy places the organism in Eukaryota, Viridiplantae, Streptophyta, Magnoliopsida, Rosales, Rhamnaceae. The transcript is spliced from 2 exons. The coding region runs from base 85 to 384 and encodes 99 amino acids. The record is from RefSeq and is a predicted model, not a curated record.